UUGCAACUGGGCUACAACUGUAGAGAAAGUGCCCCAUUGAAGAAGAUCUUCAUAGUACUCUCUAUCUCUUAACCCUUCCCCCACCCCUCUCUCUCUCUCCACUGAGAAAACAGCAGUUACUCGAGUUCUUGAUGAGAGAGACCGAGAGAUAAAUAAUCAAAUGUCUUAAAUGUCUUAAAUGAUUUGAACAGAAGCAAUAAACCUUGGCGGCGUUUGCAGCAGUUUCUUAAAUUUCCUUACCAUCAUUACUCUCUCAUCCGCUCCCAGUUUCACUGCUCCUUUCAAAUACCUAACACAUCUUCAAGUCUAGAAAUUAAUGAGCUAGGGAGCAAAAGAAAAAGAAGAAGUAGAAGAAAUGGCUGGAUUGUUCUAUCUAGGAGGUAGAGAUAACAACAAACAAGAUCAUCAUCAUCAAGACAAGGAUCAUAAUGAAGACAGGAGCAACAAUUAUCUUCAUCUAUAUAAAGACGAGAUCUACAACAACAACAAGGGUUUUGAGAUCUGGCCACCCCAAUAUUUUCAGCAACAACAAGAACAACAAAACCACGUCGCUCCUCCUACAAAUUUCUACUCUUUUGGUAUGGUUCCAAGUGGUAGCAGCCAUAACAAUAACCGGAGUAGUAAUCGGAGUUUGUAUUUCAACGUCGUCUCCGACCAUGAGCCGGUGAGAUCGUCCACGGGAAGGUUUACGGUAACUAGGCAAGGAAGCAUGAAUUGCCAAGACUGUGGGAAUCAAGCCAAGAAAGAUUGUCCUCAUAUGAGAUGCCGUACUUGUUGCAAGAGCCGAGGGUUUGAUUGUCAAACCCACGUGAAGAGUACGUGGGUCCCUGCUGCUAAACGCCGUGAGAGACAGGCCCAGUUAGCUGGUUUGCCAACUAAGCGGAGCAGAGAGGCUAGCUCUGGCGGUGGUGAUGAUGAUGAUGAAAGAGAGGGCGAUGAAAAUGGAGCUCAAGGCGGUGGUGGUGGAUCAGCUCUUGCUUGCAUCCGUGUAGUCAAUGCUAGCUCUUCAGGGUUUGAGAGUAGUCACUUACCACCGGAGGUAAGUUUACCCGCGGUUUUCCGGUGUAUGAGAGUCAGCUCAAUUGAUGAUGAAGACGAAGAGUAUGCGUAUCAAACGGCUGUGAACAUCGGAGGUCAUGUGUUCAAAGGCAUUCUCUACGACCAAGGUCCGUCAGAUGAUCACCGUUACAGUUCAAGCCCUGCUGCCGUAGCCGCAGAAACCUCUCAACACCACCUUAACCUCUUGGCCUCAGCCUCUUCAGUCGCCACUGCAACCGGUGUGACCGCGAGUAAUAUUAAUAACGCAUCAAUUGACCCUUCUUUGGUUUACACUGCAGCACCGAUCAACUCUUUUGUCACCGCCGCUACAUCCUUCUUUGCAUCUCCUAGGUCUUAAGAUUUAAAUGUUAUGUUUUUAAAACGUUUGUUAUUACUCUUAUAAUUAUCAGAGGACUACCAGUACCAAAAAUUAUUAUUUCAA
This is a messenger RNA of Brassica napus (rape), 1480 nucleotides long. Its product is annotated as protein SHI RELATED SEQUENCE 7-like. The record is from RefSeq and is a predicted model, not a curated record. Lineage: Eukaryota; Viridiplantae; Streptophyta; Magnoliopsida; Brassicales; Brassicaceae. Gene Ontology annotation, biological process: positive regulation of DNA-templated transcription. Gene Ontology annotation, molecular function: DNA-binding transcription factor activity; DNA binding. Gene Ontology annotation, cellular component: nucleus. The transcript is spliced from 3 exons. Bases 356 to 1396 code for a protein of 346 amino acids.